AGGGAGAAUUGUAUUUUAAAGAUCUUUGUCUGUUUCAGUUCAAGCAGUUUAAUUUGGGGUCGUUAAAGUAGUAAGUCAGAACAAUAACUGGCCGAACUGACACAAAUGGAGCAAUUCAUAUCUCUUGUCUUUGUGAAAUGCUGUUCGCUGCCAAAUCUGUUUGAUUUACAUGCCUUUUCAUGCUGAUUGCUUUUUGUGUAAGUGAUUUUUUUUUGGAUGUAGUACGUGUUUGGUUUUCAUACUGGCAUGAAGAGUGAGACGAGGGGAAAUGUUCAAACGGAGCUGCCGAUACAAUGGAUGUUUAGGGUGUUUUAUGCAGUUUGCUCAGAGGAAGCACCGUAAGGGAGACAGAAUGCAGGAGCAGCUCUUCUACUCUCUAUUCACACCCUCUGACCCUCUUUCCAACUCACCAACUGACCAAACCUUUUAGACUCUUUCUCUUAUGGAGCUUAAUUGUAUGGAGACCUGACAUGAGUUUUCAGGAUGCUCUGCAAAUGUCAUGGCUGUUUUGAUGUCAGGAUUUUAAAGGGGAAAAUAAAAUCAGAAAUAUAUGCUUAUAAGGCUUUCGUGCCCUAUAGAAGACAUUUUUUGUUAUAUUGUAGGAGCUAGGAAUGUUAAAUUUUUUAAUAGUAAAUGCAUGAUGAACAUUUGUGUGCAGUUCAAAUUACUAACUUAAACAAGAGGCAUUAAAAUUAAUUUGUAUCCCAGAUAGACCAAACAUUAAUUCAGCAGAUAUUUUUAGUGAUGUAUGGGCUUUCCCUUUUCAAAUAAAGCUCUUAUACUGCAUCCCUGUUGUUGCCAGGACUGCCAUUUUUAUUUGAUACAGGGGAGGACACUAUUAGAAGCUUUUAAUUAAAACUUCCACUUAUCUGCCCCCUGCUUUGAUGCAAGUAAAAUGUCAGUACAUUAGAGUUUGGGAGGAAAGUUACCAAUGGGGUUAAUAAGUGACCAUUGCAACGUAUUUGACUAGGAUAAAUUUUUAACCUACGCGAUGCUUUCCAAGUCUUGGUGCCUAACAAAAGUGUGCGUGUGGGAGGUUGAGGGGGUUUUUAUUUCUUUGAGUACUUUAACUGUUUAUAGUGUAUGAGCUUUUCUUGUGCGUAUAGGAGCUGGGUAUAUGUGUCUUAAGUCCUUUGAGACAUCAUGUCACACUUGCACGUUGGUAAAACUGGGCAAGUACUCUCAAUGGAACCUGUAUCAUCUUGUAAUUAAAAGGACUUUUUUUAACCCCUUCCUUCCCCAGAAUGUAAGUAUUGCAUUGCCAUUGAAGGGCGUGCAAAACUUGCUUUUAAUGGGCUGCAGUGGACUUGUUCACACGUGCAAGUUGCAGGUCUGUAAUUGUGCUGUUAAAAAGAGCGCAGGAGGCAGAUUGGCUUCAUUGCUGGAAAAGAGAUUAGACUUUCACCCUUCAGAUGCUACGCUGAACCUAGCUGGAGGGAAGGGCAACCACCCCAAGGUUAUCCUGUGUCUGGCGUGGGAUGGGUUUCAGUUCUCCGGUCUGUUUCCAGUUUCCAGUACGGUAGCUGUUACCUACAGGAUUCACUGUAUAUGUGGAUGUGAAUUACUGUCUCGUUGGCAAGUCUUCACAGAGAGCAACAGUCAUAUUGACAUAAAGGCAGCAGCAUCUGUCCAAAGUCCUUAAUAUUCACUAGAUCUUGUACAGCAAGUGUAACGACCAGGCUAGUUGAGCAGAAUGUACACAAUGAAGCGGCUCAGGGAAUAAAUGGAAGCGUGCCAGUCAGACAGUCCCCACAUCCAGCUUCAAAUCCAAAGCCACAAGUGCCUCCAAAGCCAGCUCAUCUGCAGAAGCUGUCAGCUGUUACAUACCAAACCUCUAGGCAUAAAGCUUUAUCAAAUCAAAAACCAAGAAUGGAGGAAGAGACACCCACCCCUGUUCCUAGUGUCACAAAGGAGAAGUCCAGUAAAGUCUCGGAUCUCAUCAAUCGGUUUGAGGGAGGCAGCGAUUUGAAGAAAGAUUCCUCCGUUCUCCACAUUACUAAAUCUCAAGGAAGAUAUGGGUUAACACCAUCACCUCAGCCAAAAGUCCCCUCCCAGCACCCACUACAAAAACAGGGAAACAGUAAUACCGACAAAACUCAGGUUGCACAGCUGCACACAGCCAAUGGAGUAGUAGCACAAGACCAGACGGAAGAUGAGGACAGAUUACCUGAUCGCGGCUCCGCUGUCUCCACCCUGGUUCCAGAUCAUGCCAUUGACAGCAGCUUGAUAAAUGGGGAAAGAGAAAGUACCUCCAGAGAGUCACUGCAAAGUGUGACAGCUUGUGAAGGACAGAUGCUUAACAGCUGCUACAGGACUCCAAGCAGGGAUACACUGCUCCCAUCUGAAAAUGAAACUCUAACAAUUAAUACUAACGUGAAGGAAGAACCAAAUGAGGAAGUCAAUAAGCAAGAGCAACCUGUAGAAACAAAGGAGACAGAUGAACAGAAACGUCACAAAAUUGCCAGUGAACUUCUGCAAACAGAAAAAGCCUACGUUAGCCGACUUGACCUCCUCGAUGGGGUAUUCUAUUCCAGACUCCUUGAGGAAGCCAACAGAGGUUCAUUUCCAGCUGAAGUGAUUAACAAAAUCUUUUCUAACAUUUCAUCAAUAAAUGCUUUCCACAGUAAAUUCUUACUUCCAGAACUUGAGAAAAGAAUGCAAGAAUGGACUACCACCCCCAGAAUUGGAGAUAUUCUGCAAAAGUUGGCUCCUUUCCUCAAGAUGUAUGGAGAGUACGUGAAAAAUUUUGAUAAUGCAAUGGAAUUGGUGAAAACGUGGACUGAACGGUCACCUCAAUUCAAAUUCAUUAUUCAAGAUAUUCAGAAGGAAAAAGUGUGUGGAAAUUUGACAUUGCAACAUCACAUGCUAGAACCAGUACAACGCAUUCCACGCUAUGAGAUGCUUCUAAAGGACUACCUAAGGAAAUUGCCUCAGGAUUCCCUAGACCGGAAAGAUGCUGAAAAAUCCCUGGAAAUUAUAUCUACUGCAGCAAGUCACUCUAAUAGUGCGAUAAGAAAAAUGGAGAAUCUAAAGAAAUUGUUAGAGAUCUAUGAGAUGCUGGGAGAAGAGGAAGACAUCGUGAACCCUUCAAAUGAACUGAUAAAAGAAGGACAGAUCCUUAAACUUGCUGCCCGCAAUACAUCUGCUCAAGAACGGUAUCUUUUCCUAUUUAACAAUAUGUUGCUCUACUGCGUCCCCAAAUUCAGCCUGGUAGGAUCAAAGUUCUCAGUUCGAAACAGACUUGGCAUAGAUGGCAUGAAGAUUAUAGAAACUCAUAAUGAAGAAUAUCCACACACUUUUCAAGUGUCUGGAAAAGAGCGAACACUGGAGUUGCAGGCCAGUUCUGAACAAGAUAAGGAAGAAUGGAUAAAGGCGCUUCAGAAUACCAUAGAAGCUUUUCAGCAGAGGAAUGAAACUUUCAGAAACGCUAUUGCUAAAGAAUAUGAAGACAUGCCUGUUGAGGUUUCUAAUGCUGAGCUUGGGAAGAGAGCACCGAGGUGGAUACGAGACAACGAAGUAACCAUGUGCAUGAAAUGCAAGGAGCCCUUUAAUGCACUGACAAGGAGACGGCACCACUGCCGAGCGUGUGGACAUGUGGUUUGCUGGAAAUGUUCCGAUUAUAAGGCACAUCUCGAAUACGAUGGUAAUAAAUUGAACAAAGUCUGUAAGGACUGCUAUCAUGUUAUAAUCGGUUGUACAGACAGUGAAGAAAAGAAGAAGAAAGGCAUCUUGGAGAUUGAAUCUGCAGAAGUCUCUGGAAACAGUGUCAUAUGUAGCUUUCUUCAGUACAUGGAAAAAUCAAAGCCCUGGCAGAAAGCGUGGUGUGUUAUACCUAAACAAGAAGCUCUUGUGCUCUACAUGUAUGGUGCUCCACAGGAUGUUAAAGCUCUGGCUACAAUUCCACUUCUGGGCUACACAGUAGAUGACACUCCAAGAAGUGCUGACCUCCCGCACAGCUUCAAACUGACCCAGUCUAAGUCUGUGCACAGUUUUGCUGCGGACAAUGAGGAACUAAAACAGAAAUGGCUAAAAGUUAUCCAUUUAGCUGUCAAAGGUGAGACGCCAGAAUGUCAAAAUGAACUGCAAGUGAAUUUAGAAGAGCAACCUGAAUCUUCUAAAAUGUCUGAAUGCUGAAGCUCAAGAACACACAUGGUAUUUUUAAGAGAUUUCAGUUGAAUUUGUGGUUGACCUUUGUGUUAACCUUUCUUUGCUGAAUCAAGGAAGAAAAAAAAAAAAAAAGAAAAAGAAACUUCUUACUACCGUACACAUCUUAGCACUUUAUGUUUGGGAAAAAUUCUGGUCUUUUUAGGGAUCUUUUUCUUAUAUUUAUGUUCUGUCAAUAAGUGAUGUACAGGUCCAUUUCAGAGACUUUUUAAAAAAUGUGAAUGCUAUUAAAAUACGUACUAACUUUACUGUACUGUUUGUUUGUUGUGAUGCAAAUUUUUUCGAAAAUCCAGUUGCUCUUUGGUUAACAUUUGCUACUUUCAUUAAGAAUGCGAAUAUUGAAGCUUCCUACUUACAUGUUAGGACUUGCAACAGGAUGAAAGAUAUACCUCCACAUUGCCAAAAUAGAUCCGUAGUUAAAUAUCCAGGGACAGUUUGGUUUAAUGUAUGUAGUUUAUAGAUGGAAUUCCACAGAUCUGUACAUAUGUUGUAUUCACUUGUCUCUUUUUAAUUAAUGCAAAUUGCUUUCACAGGUAUAUUGGCUUUUAAAGUUUCAAUCUAUCAAGGAAACAAUCUAAUGAUUUUUCAAUCUAGAUGAAUACCUAAAAUAUGAGAAAACAAUAUAUAAUAUAUGUACAGUAUUAAAAAUGUACAAUACUUGAUUUUUGCUUUGAUUUCGUGAUACUGGGUUCCUAUUAGUGAAUAAUUUAUUUAAAAAGCAUGUUUUCUAUUUGAAAUUAAACACAGUCCUAAAUUAACAAAUACUGUUCAGUGAUUUGUUUUAAUAGCAGACAUUUAAUAAUCUUGAUAUUUUUAUGCAUUAAAAACAUAGCAGUAAUGUAAGUGGCAUGCGAUGGACAAAUAUGUUCCAGUUGUGCUUAAAAGACUAGUUGCCUUUCUUAGGUAUCCCAUCACCAUUCUCUUUAAAGAGUGCAGUAGUUCAUUAUUAAAAUGGAGUAUGUGGUCUGGAAAAGCAGCAGAUUCUAGUAACCUUUUGGGAACCUGUAUUUUUGCUAUUAUGGUUAUUGGAACAAAACAACAUUUGGAACUUAAAACUUUUAAUUUUUGUGGAAGAUUAGAUACUGUAAUACUUAUUUAUUACAACAGUCUUCAAGGAUUAUUGUUGUAAAGUGGAGCCUGCUUUAUACGAAUCUAGUGUGAGGUCUGAGCCUGCAAAUCUCAAGUUGCAUUAACUGACAUUAUUUACAUUCUGCUGUGGGAGUGAAGACUUGUUAGCUUUACAGUAUUAAGUCCAUUAUAAACUUCCAUUGCUAUUAGGCUUUUUAUAAAAAAUGGCAAAUGACCUUCCUAAAUUUUUUACUGUAACAUCCUUGGAUGAAAUAUGAUAAAUUCAGAGGUAGCGAUCGACUAUCAAGUAGACAAUUAAAAUCACUGCCAUCUUUCCUUUCCUGACCCCUCAAAGGAAGGAAAAUAUGUAGCUUGUGCAAUCAACUUGUUGUAAGAACAUUCAGGAGUCUUACUUCUCAAUAUAACUGCAAUCUGUAUUUUAGAUCACGUCAAGCUGAAGAGCUCAGGUUCAAGUCAGGUUUAUUAGUAACAUGGGCGCAGAUUUAAAUUGUCGCUUUUUUAUAAUGAGAUUUCCAGACAAAGUAUUAAUCAAACUCCCACUUUACUCUUUUUGUGACAUAAUAGGGGAAAAAAAAAAAAACUUUAGCAUUUAACAAAGGAUUGUUAAAGGAACCUCUGUUUUUAGUGUAUCAUUCUUCGGUAAAAAUAAUGUCACGCAACUUCAUGUUAAUGGGCUGGACUUUGCUCUCAUCUGCACAAAUCCAAAAUCUACCAUGGCCUUUAGGCUUCAAAGCUUUAAACUAGCAAUUAUUAGGACAUGGUAUUGUAGAGUACUAACUCUACAGUUGACUUUGAGUGUCUGUUCUGAAUUAUUCCUCGGGUGCUCCACAUGUCCAGGUCAUUCUGCAUGUAACCCUAGUAUUACUUUUAUCUGAUAUGUAAGCUCUUCUGUAAUUCUCGAAGAGAUUUCAAGUUAUUUCUACUGUCAGCUGUAUUUAUUUAUGGGCAGCUCAAGUCCAUAUGGAUUCACGUUGGUGAGUACCAUCAAAUUGUUGCCUGGGUCUCCCUAGCUAGUAUGUGUUGUCUUGUGUAUACCUUGGUGAGGGAUGGGGAAACAUUCAGGUAAGCAAGAAGAACUCUCUGUGGCUAACUUUCUGACAUGAUCAUGUCCUGAAAGUGGGUAUCUUCUAAAAGAGUCUCAAGUGCAAUCGUGGGAUCUGGAGGGGGUCAUUUUACAACAUCCUAAUGUAUAGAAACAUUGUCACCCAUGGUCAAGUGGUUGAGUGUAAGGGGAGAAGUUGCCUUAAAGGAGUCUCCAGAUAAGACUGACUGAGCUACUCUGAAAAUAAUACAAUGGUAUGACUGCAGUCAUGUAGUACACUCUGUUUUCUAUGCUCCUGCAAACUUAAUUCUGAGCCAAGUAGGAAGACCUAUUCCAGCUAAAUUAUUAGGGAAAUGGUUAGAAGCAGCAAUUUCUCAGCUGCUUUAUUGUUUAUAGUGGUAUUGAGUAUCUGAAGCAGCUUGAGUAAUUUCAGCAUCUCCCAGACGAAGCCCUACAUUUGGGCAUAAAAGCUUUGAGAUGGAGUUAGCAUUGGGAGUCGUUUAUUUGGAUGUUAGCCUCAUGUUUGUUCUCAGCCAUUAAAGUUUAUAUAGUGGGGGAUAUUUUAUUUACCCUAGUACAACCUAUUUCAUGUUCCCGUAAUCAUUUGUUUGGUUAGAAUCGUUCUCUUCUGGGUCAGAAUGUCUUGGAACUGAAAUGUAUGGUUCUUGUGUGUAUAUUGUAGGAAAAGUACAUACCAUCAACAUUAAAGGAGAUCAGAAGAUGGAGAAGUUGCUUCUAGAUUUAACCACCCUGUUUUACUCCACUCUCCACAGACAAGCCCCCCUUACGGCAUCUAAAACUUUAGAUUGUAAAUUAUGGCCACAGAGGAACAAAUUCAAAGUAGUAGCUGCUGUGGCUCAAGUAUCAUGACCAAAGCAGUCAAAUUAAAACCAUAAUUAUAAUAAGGGAUAGGCUGUUCCCAUUUCAGCUGUUAAAUUAUUUUUUGAAAUGGCAUUAAACAUAUAUUAGCAUAAAACAGUGUGUGUAAGGUAUAAACUAUAACUGAGCAUUCAUUCAUAAUGCAUGAAUGUACGUGAAUGGCUCUGCUGAAUUAUUUAAGGUUUGCAAUUCUUGUGCCCAAGAAAUGCUUGUUUCUCACUUUAAAAAUGACCAGUCUUCUGUGCAAUUUAAAUCAAAUCAAAUGUUUUGUGCAUUUUUAUCUGUGUUCAACCAGACCAAUGGUUUAAUUUUAUCAUGAAUAUGUAUUUUUAAAAUUACUUAUUAUGUUUCCCCUAUCAUGGAAAAAUAGCGUAUUGUGACAUCUGCAUGUUUGCACCAUUCUUCCAGAUCCUCUAAAAAUGGUUUUCUGCUGUUGGGUAUUCCUGCUUGGUUGAAGAGCUGCUGUAAAAUCCAAAGCAUCUAGUACUCUUUACACUGAGUAGUUUGGUUUAUUCCAAAAUGUAUUUCAUUUUUAUGUGCAAAAUAGAUAUUGAGAAUACAAAACAUUCUCCUCUAUUGGGAGUAGAAUAUUGAACCACUUUAAAUGUAUGUAAUAAAUAGUGGCACCUUUUUAUGCAAAACCAUCUCAAAGUGCUUUAUAAAUCACCUCAAAGAUUCUAAAUCCCUCUGAUAGAAAAGAGGGGUUUUAUUCUUCAUAUUGUUAAAUUACGGAUGAAGCCAAGGCACUGAUUAAAUGUAGAAUAAAUACACUACCAUCUGCAUAGAUUUUAGAUGAGGUUAUAGAAGUAUGCUCUAAGGAGUUCUGAGUGGAGUCAGGAAAAACAAACAAAACAUAUAUAUAUAUAUAUAUAUAUAUAUAUAUAUGUUAUAUGUAAAUUUGUGGGAAAGAUUUAGAAACACUUGACAGGUUCUUUGGGUUUUGUUGUUUUCUUGUUUGUGUUUUGUUUGUUUGUGUUUUGUGUUUAUUUUUGUUUUGCUUUUUUAACCUACAUAACCACUUGGCUAAGUAUAAAAGCUGGUCAGCUUUUUAUUUCAAGACAAGAAUAAAUAAAAUGAACACAGGGCAGUUGUUAUUAAUACUGAAGGGGAGGCUUUCAGGAAAGAAAUAAACAUUCCAUGUAGAAAUAAUUCUAAGCAAUAAAAAAGGAGUUUUCUCCAUAAAUCUAUUUACAGAUCUUUAGCUGGUAUAAACUAGCAGAGACCUGCUGGAGCUAUUAUACCCUCAGUGAUUGAAAUUAAUGUACAGUCUGCCUUACAUGAUAUAAAGUAAAGACACUUGCAGAAAAUCGAGAUUCCACUAGUUUGAGAGCUGCUUACUUACUAUGUCUCAUCUGGAACCAUAGCGCUCAUUGAAUUUCAGAUGGGUUUAAGUUGGAGAUAAUUGAUACAGAGGAGAAUGUAAACAGCUUGAAAUACAUAUCCCAGAAUAAAUUACUAGAGAAAUAAUUUUAUGACAGAACUGACUAUCCUGAAGAUAAAUCCAUUGGUGAAAUAGGCAUCAUCUUAGUCUGUGGUGUACUGUUAUUUGAAAUCUGAAAUGAAAUGUGUGGAGUUUUUUGUCUCCAGUCUCUUGCCCUGUUGGUAUGAGAAAUUUACCUGCCUGAUUCUGGUCCCUGGGACUAUAGUGAUGUUCCUUGGAUAGGAGUUUUAAUCUGCUAGUCAGAUUGUUUUCUAAAUUCUUUUCCUUUAACAAAACGAAAAAUUAAUUUAAUGGUUGUAUAUGUGUGUAAAUAUACACAUAUGCAUAUGCAUGUGUGUGUAUAUGUAUAUAUGUGUAUUUAUGUAUCUGAGACUAUUAUUCAGGUGACCUGUUUUCAAGCAGUAUUUUACAAUCAAUAAAUGCACUGUGCUGCAUUCAAGAUAUAUAAUGUAUAUUUACUGUGUUGAGUAUGCUUUUCAGAGGAAAAAAAAUGAGAGAAGCAUGUUUACUAUUUCAGCCUAAUUACACACACAAAAAAAGACCCAACAUGCUAAAUUCAGUAAGGCAUUCAAUCUGCUUUCUUUAAAACCUUGGGAUUAAAUUUCUUCACAGACUUCAACUAUGGCAUUUUGCUUUCACCCCUUCCUCUUCCUAGCACAAGUGAAGGUUGACCGUGGUUUUUCUCUACUAAAAUCUUCAAGCAAAUUUCUUUGAAUAAAAGAUGUUUUCACUGUAUAACACCAACCUACUUCAGUUUAUAGUUCAUCCUUGUAGAUUCAUUAACUAUUUAUGAUGAAAACAUUCAGAAAAGGGGGAACUGUGUCAAAGCAUUUUCAGAUGUAUGUGCCCUAGGAUUUUUAAGAAAGAUGUUAAUUUUGUUGCCUAUAGGGAACAGUUUGCAAUGGAAGUAUUGGGUUUUUUCUAUUAGCAUGUUUUGUAUUCUGAAGCCCUCAAGGUUGGUUAAUACACUUAAUUUUAGUGGGAACUGGAUCAGCUGUAAUGUUUGACAUCAGAAUUAUAGGCUAUACUUGUUAAUUUUCCUUCAUUAUGGAAACAAUUUUAAUUGCGAAAAUACUUUUUUAAAAAAUAUCAAUAUUUGGAAGAGGUGUAAAUUUGUUCUGGUUUUGCAAUAACGUGAAGAAUACUUAAAAGGUGAAAUAUAAAUGCCGUUGUAAGUUGUGCAAAUGUAAGUGGUCAUUUUUAUGGUCAAGAAAUACAUGAAUGUAAAAAAAUUUGAAGAUAUUGUAUAUAUUUUCUGUAAUAUAUGUAUAUUGGGUCAUAAGGUGGGUGGAGAAUUGUACAAAUUAAGCACUUUAAUUCCUGUUGAGUACUGAAAAGAAAUUUGUAUCCUGUAAAAUAAAAGCAUCAUUAAAUAAG
Molecule: messenger RNA, 9992 nt
Organism: Columba livia (rock pigeon)
Lineage: Eukaryota; Metazoa; Chordata; Aves; Columbiformes; Columbidae
Gene: FGD4
Product: FYVE, RhoGEF and PH domain containing 4
Exons: 17
Coding region: 1870-4134 (754 amino acids)
Biological process (GO): cytoskeleton organization; filopodium assembly
Cellular component (GO): cytoplasm
Molecular function (GO): zinc ion binding; guanyl-nucleotide exchange factor activity
Source: RefSeq, a predicted model, not a curated record